AUGUCGUCAACCAACGGCGCGCCAGAAGCCCAUGCGGGGUCCCAUCCCGUCAAGAAGCAGCUCAUCUUGAACGCCUUCGUCGAGACAUGCUCAGGGCACCAGUCGCCUGGACUGUGGAGGCAUCCCGCAGACAAGUCGCAUGAAUUCAGCAAGCUGUCCCAUUGGGCCGAGCUCGCUCAGCUCCUGGAGCGUGGCAAGAUCCACGGCAUCUUCAUCGCUGAUGUGCUGGGAGGCUACGACGUGUACCGGCAGUCGCUCGACCCAGCCAUCCGCUCCGGCGCGCAGUGGCCAGUGCAUGAGCCGCUGGCGUCCAUCCCGGCCAUGGCAGCCGUGACCAAGUCCAUCGGGUUCGGAGUGACCGUGUCGACGACAUACGAGCAGCCGUAUCACCUGGCCCGGCGGUUGUCGACGCUUGACCACCUGACCGAGGGCCGCCUGGGAUGGAACAUCGUGACAUCGUACCUGGACUCGGCGGCGCGGAACAUGGGGCUGGUGGCGCAGCCGCAGCACGACGACCGCUACGCCAUGGCCGAGGAGUACAUCCAGGUCAUGUACAAGCUGUUCGAGUCGUCGUGGCGGGACGACGCCGUGAAACUCGACCGCGCCACCGGCGUGUACACAGACCCGGCGCUGGUGCGGGAGAUCAACCACCGCGGCAAAUUUUUCACGGUGCCGGGCCCACACAUCUGCUCGCCGUCGCCACAGCGCACGCCGCUGUUACUCCAGGCAGGGACGAGCUCCAAAGGCAAGGAGUUCGCGGCGCAGCACGCCGAGGCCAUCUUCGUGUCGACGCACGCGCCCGAGGCGUGCAAGGCUAGUAUCGCCGACGUGCGGCGCCUAGCCCAGGACAAGUUCGGCCGCGACCCCAAGAGCAUCAAGGUGCUGGCGCUGGUGACGCCGAUCCUGGGCCGCACCGAGGAGGAGGCGCAGGCCAAGUAUGCCGACUACAAGCAGUACGCGGACCUGGAGGGGGCGCUGGCGCUGUUUGGCGGGUGGACGGGGAUCGACCUGGAGCGGUACGGCGAGGGCGAGGAGCUGCGGUACGUGGAGAGCAACGCCGUGCGGGCCACGGUCGAGAGCUACGCGCGCUUCAGCCCCGGCGUGGGCGUCUGGACGCGCCAGACCAUCGCCGAGCACGUCAGCAUCGGCGGCAACGGGCCCGUGCUGGUCGGCACCCCGUCCCAGGUCGCAGACUCCUUACAGACGUGGGUCGACGUCGCGGACGUCGACGGCUUCAACAUCGCCUACGCUGUCUUCCCCGCCAGCUUCGACGACCUUGUCGACCUGCUUGUUCCCGAGCUGCAAGCCCGCGGCCUCUUCUGGGGAGACUACGCCGUCCCCGGCGCAACGUACCGCGAGAACUUUUACGGAGUGCCCGGCCAGACGGGGCCACGGGACGAGCACGUCGCGAGCAGGUAUCGGUGGAGAGAAGGUGUCGAUGCCAAAGACCACGAGAUUCCGGCUUAG
This is a messenger RNA of Fonsecaea nubica, 1467 nucleotides long. RefSeq lists its product as hypothetical. Gene Ontology annotation, molecular function: monooxygenase activity; oxidoreductase activity, acting on paired donors, with incorporation or reduction of molecular oxygen. The transcript has a single exon. The coding region runs from base 1 to 1467 and encodes 488 amino acids. NCBI's taxonomy places the organism in Eukaryota, Fungi, Ascomycota, Eurotiomycetes, Chaetothyriales, Herpotrichiellaceae. The record is from RefSeq and is a predicted model, not a curated record.